GACCCGGGCAGCCUCAGGACCCGCCGCCUCCCGCGGCUGGUUUGCACCCCGGGACAGCCCCCGGCGCGUCCUGGUCACCCCGAGGGUGGGGUGGAGGGUCCCGGCCGAGCGGGUGGACCGGGCGGGAGCGCGGUGCAGCUCAGCUCCCCGGGGUGGCCGAGGCUCUCCUCGCGACACCGCACCGCGCCUGUUUUUCUCAGCACCUUUCGAAACCUCGGAUUUUUCUCUUUUCCUUUCUGCUCCCUACACAAAAUCUUGGGGCCCUGCUAGCCGUGUGGCUGGGUUCUUGUGGCGCUGCCGCUGUCUUUCCAAUAGAUAGGAAGAGAAAACCUUGGGGGACACGCCCCCCAGCCUGAAGCCGAGAGAUUGUGUAACCCCUCGUUUCAUCCUCAUCUUCAUUACCGUGGUGCAAGGCGCCUGUGCUGCCGAGCUAGGUUUGCGUGCGGGUGGUUUUUUCUUAAUUGAAGGGGAUUUAAGAGUAAUUAACAUUUUCAGAGAAUAGGGAUUCCACUUUAGGAAUGGAGAAAUUGGUUAGUUUUCUGAUUACUUAUUUUUUCCCCCUCUCGUAUUGGCAAACGUUUUAGCAUCUUUUUAAAAAUUUUAGUUUUGAUGGAGUUUGUUCAUACUGUCAUUGAAUGGGUGGGUGUCUCUCCUGCUUUAUUGGGUGCCACUCAUCAUAUUCUCAUUUGAGUACCAUUAAUUUAUAACUCUGAGUUGUAGGAUAUUAUACUUGGCCAUUGUAAUUUGUGAAGUAUGAUGGAAAAAAAUCUUGACUUUGAAAUUUUAAAAACUUUAUUGAAAAGACAUAGGUAUACCUUUGAUGGAACUGGUGAACAAUGGGAUUGGAACAGCGGUUUGUUGGUAAUUGUAAUUUUUAUUGUUGUGGGUUCAUCUUUGCAAGUGAGUCAGAAAGGGAGAUGAUAGAGUAACAGAGAGGGAGAAAGAGAGAGGAGAGAGAGAACAUUGUCUUCUGUUUUUAGAGAUUAUGGCCUUUUGCUUUAGCAUGGGUCUCUAAUGGACUCCAGAAGUCACUUGGUUUUGUUUUCCUCAACUAUCUGUAGUUGAAAUGAAUGGCUCUUUAGUCAAAAAGUAUCAUUAAACACUGUUGCCAGAUUUUGUUUAUAUUGUAGCCAGGUAAUCUUUUGAUCAUAAGUUACAAAUAGUGUUGUGUGGUCAAAUAAUUAUUAAAUGAUUUUAAGGAAAAUUAAUUUUGUUAAGGGUAGGGACUAUUUUGGUCACUGUCACAUAACAUUUUGUCCUCCCUUAGUGCCCUCAUCUUGAUAAAUGUGAUGUAAUUUUUUUCCCAAAGAAAAUUGAAAGUGUAUGGAGUAUUUUUUGAGUAAAUUGUAUUAGACCUGCUAAUCUAAGUAGGCUUGCAAUUUUUGUAAUUUUCAUAAAUUACAGAUAAAAAGCAUUAUCUUUGGAUAAAAAUACAUAAUACCAGCUAAUGUAUAGUGAAUUCUUACUAUGUGAUAGACAGAGUUGCAAGCAGAAUACAUUGUUUUAUCUGGUUUAGUGUAACAGAUCAUUAGGAAAGAAUCAUUGUCCCUACUUUAAAAAUGAGGCUAACACAUAGAGUGAUUAUAUUUAAUUUUAUUAGUAUUUUUUCCAUUGUAAUAGGGAUGCAUAGUAAAGCAAAAUGUCUGUUAACAAAUACUGGUUAAAAUUUAGAGCAUGAUGUCAAAAUCAAGUUAAAGUCAUAGUACAAAUAUAAAGACCUUUUUAAUAACCUCCUUUAUGCUGUAAUGUUCAUGCCAUGAUAAAUCAAUAUGUAUUUAUAAUUUUCAAAAAGAAACAAGUUCAGGAAGAAAGCUUAUUUUGACACCCUAGCUUUUGUUAACAUUUUGAUAUCACAACUAUUAACAGUCAUGUGGUGUUUAAGGAUAGGACAUUUGCAGUUCCCUCAUUGUGCAAGCAUCAUGGAAUGUACUUAACAAACCUAGGUGGUAUAGUCUACUACUUUGCCUCCUAUUGUGUGCCUGCUGUGUCCUUAAGACAUUGUCCUGUAGAGUGUGACUAUACCUUCAUGUUCUAGGAGAAAGAUGAAUAAUUUGAUGUUUAUGUUUACUGCAUACAUAAUGUUUAUUUAGGUGUUAAUUGGUCCAAUUUUAUCAUUGUACAUUCAGCCGUAUGCCUUUUAUCAUCCCACAAGUUUUUUUUUUGUUUUUUUUUUUUUUGCUUCACUAUAGAUACAAAAUACUUCUGCAACAAAAAUUUACCAGAUUUUCUUGUGAUUUCUCCCAGUUAAUACAUAAGAAAUAGUAGAAAGCACUUGUUUAAGUAAAAUCAUCAUAGUUCCAUGACAGGAAAUCCUAAAGAGAGGCCAUCUGAAAGCAACAUGAGUAGCUUAGCCUGGAAAGUAUUGAUUCCCAAAUAUUCCUCUCCUUUCCUGGGAAUAGUCCACAUAUUUUGAGAGAUGAUAUAAUAUUUUCAAAGUAGUUUUAAUUUUGGGUUAUUGUAAUUGAACAUAAUGUUCUGUAAAUAUCAGAAGAAAAAAGGGAAGAAAGAGAUCUUAUAAAAUUAGAAGGAAAACGCUCUAAAUUUUUUAUACAGCCAUCUAUCACUGAAUAAGAUUGCAGCUCUAGAUCCCAAAGUUGAUACAUGUGGAAUUGGAGGGGAAAAGUGGUACUUGUGAAUACCAUCUAUAUGGGGGUGCAUUUAAAAUCAGUCCCCUUCCAUUAUGUAUAAAUGUAAUGCACCCAUAAAAAAAAAAGGAAAAAAUGAAUCAGCCCUUUUAUAAAUGCUAAAUGAAAAGUUAAACACAAGUCAACUGAAACUUUUUCUAUGACCAGUUUUUAUAAAUGAGGAAAAGCACAAUUAAAUAGAAUAUGCUGGCAAAACAGAGAGAGCAAAGCCACCUCUCAGGUCAUCUGGAUGUAGUUGACUAAAGCUUUCCUUGAUGCUUCUGUGCAGAAUGUGCUGUGGCUGAGGUGGUUCAGGAUGACACCAAGGCAGUAUAGACAUCUCUAUCCUGAUAGAUUUGUUCACCAUUUCUGUCUGAAGAAUGAUAGUGUGUUUUAGUUUUGGCAGCGAUUGAUGUACAAGGAAAAAAACUUGUUGUAAAUCAGAACACAGAAAAUUUUGUGAACAUGAAUAAUUGGAUGAUUACUAUAAAGAGAAAAAUAAGUAACUGUAGUAUGAAUGUAACUGUACUAAAGAAUUCUCUGGGACUGGGCUUGUGGCUCAGUGGUAGAGUGCUCGUCUAGCACUCAUGAGGCACUGGAUUCCAUUUUCAAUACCACAUAAAAAUAAAUAAAUAAAGGUGUUGUGCCCAUCUACAAGUAAAAAACAAAUAUUAAAAAAGAAUUCUCUGGCAUUCUGUUGUUUGUUCCAUUGCAUAUUUUGGAUAAAGUUGGAUGAAAGAUCAGGAAAUGAUGUUAAUAAGAGCAAAGGGCAAAAUUUUGCACAUGGAUAGUUAGGGUAGCUGGUAAUUUUUGGAUUAUUUUUUCACCUAAAAAAAAAAAUAAAAGAAUCAUACUUCAGUUUGAUUGAAGGAGGAGAGGUAUUUUUAACUAUAAAAGAAAAAUAAAUCUGGGCUGGGGUUGUGGCUCAGUGGCAGAGCGCUUGCCUAGCAUGUGUGAGGCACUGGGUUUGAUUCUCUGCACUGCCUAUCAAUACAUAAAAUAAAGGUCCAUUGACAACUAAAAAAUAUUUUAAAAAAAGGAAAAAUGAAUCAUUUUCUUAAAUUUAUUUUUAUGGACCAUCAGGAGUAAAUAAAAAUAUUCUUUGAAAGCUGUAUAGAGUACAUAAAAUAUUUUAGAAUAACACAUAAAGUUUUUUUGGUGUGUGUGCUGGGGAUUGAACCCAGGGCUUUAUAUAUGAGAGGCAAGCACUCUAUCAACUGAUCUAUAUCACUAGCCCCUAAAGAUGAUUCUUAAUAAAAAUAUAGCUCCCUGUGUGGAUAUCUACACAUAUGAAAUGGAUAAGACUGGUAGAAAGACGUACUAUUUGGACUUCACAGUGACUUGAAGGGGCAGUUUAAAAUAAUAAUAGCAGAGCAUGGUUAUUUCUCACUGACCCUUAAUUUUAACCUUAAGGCUAUACCUGAACAUCUCUAGUAUUUCUUAUUUCCUUACCAGUGUAUUCUUUUUUUUUUUUUUAAUAUUUUAUUUAUUUAUUUAGUUUUUGGCAGACACAACAUCUUUGUUUGUAUGUGGUGCUGAGAAUUGAACCCGGGCUGCAUGCAUGCCUGGCGAGCGUGCUACCGCUUGAGCCACAUCCCCAGCCCCUUUACCAGUGUAUUCUUGCUAGUUUAUUUUCUUUUGGGUAAUGUUUAUAUUUUUCAUUGAUAACUCCAACUGGGAUAAGGCAUUCUACAAAUUUAUUACUUAUUACAGUUAUAAAAAUUUAUUCUAAAGUAAACUUUUUAAGCCUUAAGAAGUAUCCUUUUAUUCUAAUGACCUAAGUGUGAUGAAUUGUUUUGUCUUCAUUCUGCCCAUGGUUUCCUAUCAGAUGUUUUAGACUGAUCAUAUCUCAGCCUUUAUGUCUAGGAUGAAGCGUCUUGGUUCCAAAGUAUGGAAAUCUUUGCCUCUUCUGCAUUUUUUUCCCCUGUCCUUCAUGGUCACUCAAAUCUAUACAGUAUUCGAGUUGUAAUAUACUUUUUCGGGGGGGGGGGUACCAGGGAUUGAACCCAGGGGCGCACAACCCUGAGCCACAUCCCCAGCCCUUUUUUUAUUUUUUAUUUUGAGACAGGGUCUUGGGGAAGUUGCUGAGGCUGGCUUUGAAUUUGUGAUCCUCCUGCCUCAGCCUCUUGAGUCACUGGGAUUACAGGUGUGCGCCACUGUGCCUGGCCCAUACUUUCAUUUUUAAGUAAUCAAAGAUACCACUUAAGCAAAACAUCUAGUCUUUCUUUUUAAACAUUUACUUUCAAAUCAAUUGUCUGAAAUUAGAUAAAAAUAAUAUUUUUAAAAAGUAGCUCUGUAUUUUGACUUUUUUGUGUGUGUAAAUUGAAAACCAUAUAUAAAAUUGUGUCUGCUGAAGUAGUGAACCUGAGUAAAGGUUGUGAUUUGUUUGUUUUGGCAACAGAUGGUAAAUAUAGGAUCCUAGCUGUUGGGUGCAAGCAUGCGCUCUCUCUGCCUGUGUGUGUGUGCAUGUGUGUUGUGGGGUUUUUUGUUUUUUUUUUGGUACUGGGGAUUGAACUCAGGGGCACAUGACCACUGAGCCACAUCCCCAGCCCUAUUUUGUAUUUUAUUUAGAGACAGGGUCUCACUGAGUUGCUUAGCGCUUCAUCGUUGCUGAGGCUGGCUUUGAACUCGCGAUCCUCCUGCCUCAGCUUCCUGAGCCGCUGGGAUUACAGGCGUGUGCCACGAUGCCCGGUGCAUGUGCGUUUUGAACUGCGUAUUUUACAAUAAAAUUUCACUGUCCCCUGCUAAAAGAAAGCCAUGAAGAAGAUUGUUCAUACAGAAGACCCAUUUAAUGAUGAGCAUCGGGAGAAGCAAGAGGUAGAAAUGUUGGCUAAGAAGUUUGAAAUGAAAUAUGGUGGGAAACCCCGUAAGCACCGGAAGGAUCGGCUACAAGAUUUAAUUGACAUAGGCUUUGGCUAUGAUGAGACAGAUCCAUUUAUUGAUAACUCAGAGGCUUAUGAUGAAUUAGUACCUGCUUCUUUAACAACAAAGUAUGGAGGCUUUUAUAUCAACACUGGCACUCUGCAGUUUCGCCAAGCUUCAGAUACUGAAGAAGAAGAUAUCACAGACAACCAAAAGCACAAGCCACCCAAGGUUCCCAAAAUAAAAGAAGAUGAUAUCGAAAUGAAGAAGCGGAAACGAAAAGAGGAAGGGGAAAAGGAGAAGAAACCAAGGAAAAAAGUACCUAAACAACUGGGAGUUGUGGCUCUAAAUUCACACAAGUCUGAAAAAAAGAAGAAACGAUAUAAAGAUUCUCUUUCUCUAGCUGCCAUGAUUCGAAAAUUUCAGAAAGAGAAGGAUGCAUUAAAAACAGAGUCUAACCCCAAAGUUCCUGUGACCUUAUCGACCUCCUCUCUUACCAAGCCUCUUUGUGCUGCUACAGCAUUGGGGAAUGACGUCCCAGAAUUAAAUCUGAACAGCACUGAUCCAGAGCUCCCCAUUUUUGUUAGCACAAAUGAACACGAAUUGUUUCAGGAAGCUGAAAAUGCCCUAGAGAUACUGGAUGAUUUCGACUUUGACAGAUUACUGGAUGCUGCUUCUGAUGGUAGCCCCCUAUCUGAAUCAGGGGGAGAAAAUGGAAACACCACCCAGCCAACCUUCACCUCUCAGGUUAUGCCUAAGGUGGUACCUACACUCCCAGAAGGUCUACCUGUACUUCUUGAAAAACGCAUCGAGGACCUCCGUGUAGCUGCCAAACUUUUUGAUGAAGAAGGAAGGAAAAAAUUCUUUACACAGGAUAUGAAUAAUAUUCUUUUAGACAUUGAGUUACAGCUACAAGAAUUAGGCCCUGUUAUUCGUAGUGGUGUCUACUCCCAUCUUGAAGCAUUUGUGCCAUGCAAUAAAGAAACACUGGUAAAACGGCUAAAGAAGUUACACCUCAAUGUCCAGGAUGAUCGUUUAAGAGAACCUCUGCAAAAACUGAAACUGGCUGUUAGCAAUGUUAUGCCUGAACAGCUAUUUAAAUACCAGGAGGAUUGCCAGGCUCGUAGUCAAGCUAAGUGUGCCAAGUUGCAAACAGAUGAAGAACGAGAAAAGAAUGGAUCUGAGGAAGAUGAUGAUGAGAAACCAGGGAAGCGUGUCAUAGGACCAAGAAAGAAAUUCCACUGGGAUGACACAAUUAGAACUUUAUUAUGUAACCUCGUCGAGAUCAAAUUGGGAUGCUAUGAGUUGGAGCCAAAUAAAAGCCAGUCUGCUGAGGAUUAUCUUAAAUCCUUCAUGGAAACAGAGGUGAAGCCCUUGUGGCCUAAGGGCUGGAUGCAGGCGAGAAUGCUUUUUAAGGAAAGCCGGAGUGUACAUAAUCAUCUUACUUCUGCUCCGGCAAAGAAAAAGGUGAUUCCUGCACCCAAACCCAAAGUAAAGGAGGUGAUAGGAAAGAACCUUCCUCUCCAUUCUUUCCCCACUAUGCUUAAGGAGUGUAGCCCAAAAAAGGACCAGAAAGCUCCUGCAUCCUUGGUGGCUUCAGCCAGUGGUCCUUCCACAAGCUCCAGCACUUCUGUUGUUGCCUCAACCAGCUCCAGCUCAACACCAGCCCAGGAAACCAUCUGCCUCGACGACUCCCUAGACGAAGACCUUUCUUACCACUCACCUUCACUAGAUCUUGUUUCUGAAGCUUUAGCUGUCAUCAACAAUGGGAAUAAGGGCCCUACAGUUGGUCCAAGAAUAAACAUGCCAACUACAAAACCUCGUCCAGGACUGAGAGAAGAAAAAUUAGCAAGUAUCAUGAGUAAGCUGCCACUGACUACUCCCAAAAAACUAGAUUCCACUCAGACUGCACAUUCAUCGAGUCUUAUUGCUGGCCACACUGGGCCAGUACCAAAGAAACCCCAGGAUUUAGCUCAUACUGGCAUCUCUUCAGGCCUUAUUGCUGGUUCUUCAAUUCAGAACCCUAAAGUUUCCUUAGAACCUUUGCCAGCCAGGCUACUUCAGCAAGGACUACAAAGGUCAAGCCAGAUUCAUGCUUCUUCCUCUUCGCAGACUCAUGUCUCCUCUUCCCAAGCCCAAGUUGCUGCCUCCUCUCAUGCUCUGGGAACAUCCGAGGCCCAAGAAGCUUCUUCAUUAACACAAGUAACAAAGGUGCACCAGCAUUCAGCUGUCCAACAGAACUAUGUGUCUCCAUUACAAGCAACCAUUAGUAAAUCACAUACCAACCCAGUGGUGAAAUUAAGUAAUAAUCCCCAGCUUACCUGUUCAUCCCCACUCAUUAAGACUUCAGAGAAGCCACUUAUAUACCGCCUUCCCUUAUCUACGCCCUCGCCUGGAAAUGGUUCUCAGGGGUCCCACCCCCUGGUUUCUAGGACAGCACCGAGCACCACUACCUCUAGUAACUAUUUAGCCAAGGCUAUGGUGUCACAGAUUUCCACGCAGGGUUUCAAAUCUCCUUUUUCAAUGGCUGCAUCCCCAAAACUUGCCGCAUCUCCCAAACCUGCUACAUCUCCCAAACCCUUGCCCUCACCCAAGCCUUCUGCUUCACCCAAGCCCUCUCUUUCAGCUAAGCCUUCAGUAUCAACUAAACUUAUUUCUAAGUCCAACCCCACUCCCAAGCCUACUGUAUCCCCAAGUUCUUCCAGUCCAAGUGCACUAGUAGCCCAGAGUUGCCACUCCACCAGUAACAACCCAGUUCAUAAACAGCCCAGUGGAGUCAACAUCAGCAGGCAGUCUCCCACCUUGAAUUUAUUGCCCUCUAAUCGCACUUCAGGCCUUCCAUCUACAAAAAAUCUUCAGGCCCCUUCAAAACUAACAAACUCAUCAUCCACUGGAACUAUUGGGAAGAACAGCUUGAGUGGAAUUGCAAUGAAUGUACCUGCCAGCAGAGGUAGCAACCUUAACUCAAGCGGAACUAAUAGAACUAGUCUAUCUGGGGGAACAGGAAGUGGAACACAGGGUGCUACUAAACCGUUGUCUACUCCACAUAGACCAUCUUCAGCCUCAGGGUCUUCAGUGGUAACAGCCAGUGUGCAGUCCACAGCAGGAGCAUCAUUAUUGGCUAAUGCCUCACCUCUGACUCUCAUGACAUCACCUUUGUCUGUAACAAAUCAAAAUGUGACUCCUUUUGGGAUGCUGGGUGGCCUUGUUCCAGUGACCAUGCCCUUCCAGUUUCCCUUGGAGCUACUUGGCUUUGGAACGGACACAGCUGGAGUGACAGCCACCUCAGGAUCUACCUCAGCCGCUUUCCACCAUAGCCUCACUCAGAAUUUACUAAAGGGUUUACAGCCAGGAGCUCAGCAUACAGCAACACUUUCCCAUUCACCUCUGCCUACACAUUUACAGCAAACAUUUAAUGAUGGAGGCCAAAGUAAAGGGGACACUAAGUUACCACGGAAAUCUCAGUGACUUCUCAGCAAGCAGAGAGAUGAGACGUGUAGCUGGCUGACGGGAUCUACCUGAUGGGAAAGUCCUUAUGUGGUCACAGGGCUGCUGUUUCUGUCGAUGUUUACAUUCUCGUCCCAAGCACUGUGGUGAGGAGGAAAAGGAAAGAAAACAUUACUUGAGCAAAGCCAGGUGCAGGAGGAAGAAAUGCUUUUGUGCAAAGUUAGUGACCUUUGGUCUCUGCUAAAGAAAGACAAAGUUACCAUGUUACCUGACUUGAAAGAGACUCAGCUGUCAAACCCACAGAAGUACAAAUUAUUUUCCCCUGGGGGAGGAAGGAGGAAGUUGAGAGGAUUUGGGUAAACACCAUCCAUCCUGGGGGUUGGCUCUGAACACUUGUAGACAUAAUUGAAUAAUAAAAGCAAUAGAUCUGGAAUUAGGCUAGUUUGUCAGGAGUAAUAAUCAUGCCUGUUUAAGUGGACAUUUAGCAAAUUUGCAACAAAAUAAUUAGGUGACCCUAUGUCUGAUAUAAACACUAGCUGAAGAAAUACUGUACCCUCAAACAUCCUGAGCAAACUUGAAUCUUCUCCAGUAUGUAGCAACUCCCCGUGUAAAUCAGUGGACUGAAGAUGCUUCAGGAAAGUUAUUUUAGCACAGUUAUGUAUAUUACUAAAUCAUUUAGAUUUUUAAAAGUCAAGAAAUUGAGCCUGUUGCUCUUAACAGACAAAAACCUACAUGUCCCCUUUUUUGUGAAAGGGUCAAUUUCAUCUUCCACUCAGAAGUAGGUACUUAACUCUUUUCUUCAGGUGAUUUAUGUAUCUAGUUUUGACUGGUUCAUUUUUAUUUCUAGUCUUGAUGUUAAAAUGUGACUCAGUUUCACUUGAGUAAUGGAAAUCUUUAUUAUAGGGCUGCUGCUUUCCUCAUCUUCAUUCACCCUUGCAGGCCCUACCAACAAAAACUGUAAAUUCCCCCAAGUUCACCUCACAACUUCCCUCUCUCUUCCUUCAGCUAGGGGUUCUUCAGGUGAUUGUUGGCUGUUGACACAAACAGGUGGCAGUGAGUACUACCUGUGUUUUCUCACUGGUCAUCCAAAUAGCACAUAUAUAGUUGUUUGGUUUUUUAAUUUUUAGGGAGAGGAAUUGCAUUAGGCUCAUUAUGUACAAGGGAGUAUCUUUUUUAUAACAAUCACAAUGUGGUUUAACUCGCUUUAUCCAAUGUUGUGAAAUUGUUUCAAGCAUUUAGAGUUUUAAAGCUUUACUGAUAUUUCUCAGUGUUGAUAGCAAGUAAGCCUACAAAGAAGACUACUUAGUUAUUAUAGCUUCUUUAACUAAGCAAAUAGCAUAGCUAACAAAGGAUGUGAAGGGAACCAUUUAUAGUUCUCUUUGCAUACAUUUUAUUUUGCCUCUUCAUCAUUCUGUUAUCUCUUGAGUUUUAAACUUAUAAGUAUUUUCAAACUAUACCCAAGAAUGGUUAAGCUCUGCAUGGUGUAACCUUGGUCAGUUUAUGGCAGACUAACCAAAAAAUCAGCACUAGAUUGGUGAUAGCAAGCUUUCUUCCAUAUUUCCAUUACCCUGUACCAGUAAGCUUAUUCAAAUAAGAGUAUUAAUGAGGCCCUUUUUUUUCCUUUAGUAAACAGAAGUCCCAAAUAGCCUACAGGACUAUAAAUAAUCACAGAUCUGUUCAGAUCUACAUGCCUAUAUUUUGACUUCAAAGUCACAUUGGCUUGUUUUAUAGCAAAAGGGUUAAUAAAUAACUGAAAACUUUAGUUCCGAGAACUUGUUACAGUAAGGAGAAAUGAUUAUUUCAAAGGAAUCAUUGAUAUAAUAUUUCACCUCUUCAGAAUUUAGUUUACCAAUAAAACAAAUGUGGAUGAAUCCUGGUAGAUAUUUUGGAGGGAUACUGGGAUGUUAUAAAGAGGUUUGAUUUGAAUUCAGUAAGUUUGAUUAAGAUUUAUUUGAUUUUUUAAUUAGGGAAGCUUACUAGACUCAUGAUUAUUCCAUUGUAACAGACCUCUUGCUUUUGCCUUUGCUCAUAUUCCUGGGUACGGUGAUGAGUUUUCCUUCCAAAAGGGAGCUUUACUUUACUUUGUCUGCCAGGAAAGAAGUUAGAGAGUAUAUUAACCUUGCCUUCCUGCCAAUAGCUGUAUAUGGCGUUCACAUGUGUAUGUGUGUGCACAUAUACACAUGUAUCUUCUUAUGAAUUGCUGGUAUAAGUCAAAGAAUAAUAAUUGUAAUUUCUUAAAUCCACCAAUUCUGAAUCAUGCUAUAUGAAGAUCCUUGAGGACUCUGCCUUCAUUAGAAAACAUCAGGAUUAAUUCUCUCCUGUGUCAUUUUAUGCUACCCAGUCAAAUACCUGAAGGCCCUUAGCUCUGAGAAUAUGAUAUAGAGAUUAUGUUCUAUUCUCUUCAGUCUUGAAUCCUUGACAACUAUAUCAGAUCUCCACCUCAGCAACCCCCUUCCCCAUUUUACUGAUCAAUUUUUAUUGGUUUCAAUCAAGACCCCUCUUUUAUGUUGUACAAAUGGGUCAAAAUCCUUGUCUUUCUCCAUAAAGUAUGAUCAGAGAUUUCUGCAUGUAAAUACAAACAUUUCUUUUCUAGAUCCUAACAUUGAAAAUGGUGUCCAAGCUUCAUGGUCACCUGUCUUUACAGUUUUUAUUACUAAAAAACAAACAUAUAAAUUGGUUAUUUUUUAACAGAGACUUGUGACUCAUACUGUAUUUUUGCACUUAAAAUCAAAUUAUGUUAUUUUUUAAAAUGGUGAAUGAUUGGAAAGGUUAUCUAUAGAACAAUGUGUAUUUCUAAAGAGCAUUAGCAACAUCCACAUGCAAAAGUAAUCAGCACACUUAAUUAUAUCCCACUCAGCGGGAUUCUUGAUUCAGGAAGAUUAAGCUGUUUGUUUCCAACUGUCUUAUGUUUGAAAUUGCCUUCACUGAUAUAUAAGCUGUUACUGUACAUACUAGGUAAUCCUCAGUAUUCACAAGCAAUAACGGUCAGCAGAGCUGUCCUCAGAGAUAGCAGUGCUGGGCCUUAGCUGGAGACUGUUUGGGAGCAAAGUGUCAAGCUCAUUCAGAGCCUCCAAAGUAAAUGCAAGCAAUAAUUUCCAUUAUAAGUUAAUUAUAAUUUUUUCUCAUAUGCUUCUGAUAUCAGAGGUUUAGAAAUCAUGAUUUUAAAACAUCCUGAAGAAAAGGUUUUGGGAAAAGAAGUGAGGUUGAUCUGUAGCCACAAAAUCCUGAUAUCUUAAAGAAAUCAAGAGGAUUGUGCUAGUAAAUUGUUGUAUGCCCACCACCCCUUUGAUGGAUGUUGUUAGCCCAAAUUACAUUAUUUUGUAUCAUAGACACUGAAUCGGGUUUAUUGGAUUUCCGACAUAAGGGGAAGAACUGGGCACAGAAAAGUUUUUUAAUACUGUGGGUUUGACACCUGUUUGAAAACAACUUAUUGGAACUGAUUUUUAACCCAGGAUAUUUGUUUCCCAAAGCAGAUCUAAAUUGUUUACUACCCAGGGAUGGAAAGGGCAGGCACCUCUAGUCUCUCUCCUCUGGUUGCCUUCUCCCAUACUCCUUUCCACCUCUACUUGGUUUAAGACAUUUUCUGAAAUGAAAAUUCUACUGUUAUUCAAACUGCCAUUGAUAUUGAGAACUCUGUGUCCUUUGGGAUCACCUCUCAAACUCCAGUUAUCUAUCAUAUUUGCUGCUACCUUUGUAAAAUGAACUUGUAUUUGGAUGACUUUAAUUUACACUUCUUUAUUUCUAGGAGUUUUGUCAUAUAAUUUGACCCAUGUGUAGAAUUAGGAUACUUUAUUUUAGGAGUGUACCAUAAAAAAGCACACUGGUCCCUAUAUUGUUUUUAUCAUUUUGUUUUGAAUUUGCUUGCUUCAUUUGUUGGCUUUUGUUGUUUUUCAAGUUGAAAAUAGAAGAAUGAGAAAAAUCUUAUAAUCAGGCCAAACUUGAGAACUUUCCCUGUGCUUCAGCACUAUGAUUUCUGCUGACCUAAUGUUCUCAGAAGGGGCACUUUUACUUUCUAUUUUGCAUGUAUGAUUGUUUUUUUGUUGUUUUUGCUUUGUGUGGGGUGCUUUCAGUUUUGUAAAAAUGAAGCAGAAGAAAAGUGCAGUAGUAGAUAAAUGACUGAUCACAAACAUGUUAUGCAAUUUUAUUUUAUAAAAUUUUAAGGGAAAAGUUUAACUCUUUGUAAAUAAUUUCUUAGCUCUGAUAAAUGCUUAUAUUACUCCUCUAAAACAUGCUCAAUUCAGGCCUUUGUCUUUGUUAAGUGCCUUUUUUUUUUUUUCCUUUAUUUUUUUCCCCUCUUUCGAAAGUGUUCUCAGAUCUCCUAAAGUGCAGACUGAUAAGUCAGGGGGAUUCAGGAGGAAGAAUGUCAAACUUGCCAAUGUCACGUCAUGCUGUAAUGUUCUUCCUUUUCUUUAUGUGUAUAUGGCUAUAUUGAAAGAUACGUAUAGACUUACAGAUAAAACUAGUGGCUGCUGUAUCAUUGCAUCCUCUCUGAACACUCCCCUUUCAACAUUUGCAAAACUUCUGCCUUGUUUAUUCUGUUGCUUUUAGUCAAGUUGAUUAAAUAGGUGGAUUGGGAAAUUGUCUUUUCACAAAAUGCUAUCUUUCCCCUUUAAAUAUCUGUUUGUAGAUGUAACAGAUAUAUAUACAUAUAUAUAUAUAUAUAAAUAUAUAGUUUUACGAGUAAAAUAAAUUUAGCAGAUUCGUUGACUAUUCCUGGAUAUAACCUACUGCUCCAUGCAUUCAAACUUGGCAUACGUAAUAUAGGAGAAAGCAUUGGACCAACAAGAGUCUCUUGUGGAUUGAAUUGAUUAAGUGCACUGUGGCAGGCAAGACUCAAAACUUGUAGGGCUAGAGUUGGAACCGUGUGAUGCUAUCUGAAUACAUUUUGAAGGAAGUUUGCAACUGUGUCAACAUUAAAAAUGUAUCAUUUUCUUCUGGAGAAAUGAUUUUUAAAGAAAUCAUAGCUACAUAUUUAUUAUAACAUUAAUAAACAUAGAAGUAGAACAACUUCAGAUACUGAGGACGACACUCAUAUAAUCUAUAGCAUUCUUGAGAGCUCUUCAGCCUUUAUUUUUUUAGUCAGAUAACUACAUUUGGCUCUGAUUUUCUGGUUGUUUAGAUUUCUCCCUUGAGCAAAAUACUAUAAUUUUCAGUAUCUUAAGAUUUGUCUGUUUCUUGUGAAAAAUAUAUAAAUGUGACAUGUUAAGGGAGACUAAAUUGAACCAAUCCUCAAAAACAAUACAGUAUAUCUAAUAAGUGCCCCCUUUUAAGUAAAAUUUUAUUUGAGGAAAAGAGACUGGUGGCUAAAAGGAGAAAGCAGAGACUUCUAGUAGCAAAACUUUAUCAGGCAGCCAGAGUUCAGUAGUGUGUGUUAAUUUCUAAAUUACUGUGUCUACGGGGACAUCAUUUAACUAACCUUUGUGCCUCAGAUUACCCAUGAGACAAUUGGGUAUAAAUAUUCACCUACCUCCCAGGGAUAUCAGAGACUUUACUAUUUCAAAAAUAUUUUGAGUUUUUCUAAAAUGUCCUAUAUAAUUAAAAAUACUAUUACAUCCUGCAGAGGCUAAAAAAUGAUUUCCUUGUAUGGAUAUAAAGAGUACCCCACAAUUUUUAAGUUUUAAAAAAUAUCACUGAAACUCUAAUUUAGAUACGUAUUUGUUAUUCAAACAUAGUAUAUAGGGAAAAAAUGGUUAGCUUCAGAUUAACAAAGCUGGGGGAUGACACUAAGUUUCUUAAAUAUAAGGGGUGUUUUGUUUUUAGUUUUUUAUGGGGUUACUGCUUAUAUGAUUUUUGCAAAGGUCUUUGUGGAGCUAAAGUUGUUUGGAUGAUUGAUUAUUGGAAUUGAUAAAUUAUUCUGAAAGUUUUAUCUGCCUCACUUUUUCAUCUUCUCAAUCUAAUUUUCUUAUAUUACUUGUUUGGUGAUGGAUAACCAAGUUUUAACUGUCUAAGAAUGAAGGGGAGCCUCCUUAUGCUUGUAAAUCAGACACCGCAUGCAAUUCCUGUAACUGUAGAUUUAUCCAGCUCUGCACUGAAGGAGCAAGCACUACACAUAGCCAGCUGCAUACACUUUUAGCCAGUUCUACCUUUAUGUUUCAGGCUUCUCCAGCCUACACAAGAGUUGGAGCUAUCAGCUGCUCAGGUUGUAGGAAAAUGGGACAGGGAAGGCGGGAUUCGUUUCACAGCUGGGCCAGGGGUGGGGAUGGUCAGGAGAGAAGGAAACAUGGUUUCGCCAGCUCCCGGUAGGAAAUGAAGAUCAAUUCAUCCCACUUUCCAUCCCUAUGUACUAGUAAUACUUAGAAUUUUCCUUUUGUCACUUAAAACAACAGGAAAAAAAUGGAUGCUGCAAUUUUAGUUAGGGCUAAAUGUUAGGAUGUGUGUGUGAGUUUAAAGUGUAGCAUAUAUUCAGGGUCAGGAAAGAGAAUGCAGGGGUUUGAGGAACAGUUCCAGCUCAAGUGAGUUAGGAGAAAGCACCAGGCCCAAGCAGACAAAGCAUCUGGUUAAUUCCAGAAUUGGUUAAGACCCAGUUAAUCUCUAGUGAUAUGGUUUGGUUUGGUCUGGUUUUAAAUCACCUUUUUGACUUUUUGUUGCUUUUUCCAGAUAAGGCCUUAGUUAGUAGCCUCUAAAUAUCAACUAUGCAGAUAACCCUACUUUUUAUUUAACACAUUUCCCUAUUUUGCCAUUCUUCAGAUAACAAAUGUUAAGACUUCUACCCAAAGAACUAAGACAAAAGGGUUUUGUUGAAUGUGUGUUUGUUCCUCCAGGGAAAACUAACAGAAGUAUAAAAUAGACAUAGUUUAUGUGUUUAUCCUAAAAUGUGAACUUAAAAUUCAAAGGCUAACUGCAGACCCUUUCACUAGUGUGGAACUGCAGUUAGUGUUGUGGAAUGUCUGGUUUGUUAGGAUGAAAUCAUCCCAGUGUUCCAUUCUGGAGUUUUGGAUUCUGUGACACAGUGUUCAGAUUUAUAGAGCUGAACAGGUGGUCAGACUCAAAUUAAAAAUAGCUUUGAAUAGUAAUGUUGAAUUAUUCUUUCUUCAUUUCCUUAGUCUUUGUUCUUCUUUCCUUUGCUGUGAGCUCUUAAGUUAACCAUGUCAUCAACCAGUAUCUCUACCCCCAAUAAAAGUGGCAUAUUGUUUAGGGUCUGGAGAGGAAAGGUCAAACUGUCUUCACAUCCUCUUCUCACUCACUGUGGUGCUGUUUCCAAUGACCCCACUGAGCUCUAAAGCCUACAAUUUGAGAAACUAUUGACAUCCCAGCAGAGGAUGCAGGCAGAGACUGCCUUAGGAGUGGCAUUUCCCUCAUAUACUCCCUAAGUACCAUUUGCUUGAAACUAGCUAUUUGUGCGUUUUGUUUAUUUCUUCAUACUGUAGUAUUUCUACUUCUCAGUCUUUUCUCCAGAUUUCCAUUUUAUAGUCAGUUAGUACUUAAACUGUGGACACUUUUUCAAACUGUUAUCCAGACAGGUCAAGAACGCUCUUUGAAAUCUCUGUCAUAUAAUUAAAGAUCUUUGUGUCCAGGACUUGAUGACUGGAAUUUUUUUCUCCUUUGGAUUAUUGAAAAAAAUAGAUUGCAUAGGCUGGAGUUAUAACUCAGUGGUAUAGUGCAUGCUUAGCAUGCGCAAGACUGAGUUGGAUCCCCAGCACCACACACACACACACACAAAAUGUUACUAUAUAAUGUGGUAAUAGCAUAUUUUGUGGCUUCCUCCUAAUAGCUUUCACAGUUAUUGCAGACCUGUUUCAGGGGCUCUUGUUUCUCUGACAGUCUUCAUACUUCCCUUAGCACAAAUCUACUUUGCAAAAUCUGAGUCAAGCAGGCUUUAUUGAAUCCUUAGUACCAAUUUUAUGUUCCUCAGAAAACUUUGUAUACAGUAUUUGCUCCCAUUUGCUAUUAGUAAUAGAAUUCUAUCUUAAAUCUGGCUUUUAGAUAUUUUAUAAUACAGCACUAGUAGAAGCCUGAUUGAAAUACAGUUGAUUAUUACUCACAAUGACUUGAAAUUACUUCUAAUUACAGAGCACAUUUAGCAGUUAGCAGCAACCAAGACUGGUUGGUUGACAUGUUUUUCUGACAGCCUGCCCUUAAAUCAUCGGACCUUAGCUAUCCUGUGUUUUCUGUGCUUACAGUCAUAAACUUUCCUCCUUUUUUUGCUGAUCUCUGCUGUUUUUAGGAGUAGUGUGCCCUCUGUCUGAAAAAUUGGGUUUUCUUUCCCUUACCUGCAAAAUUACCAAGGAUUUCCUCAAUUUUGCCUAGCAGCAUUAAAAGGAAAAGAGUUAUUGUCAGUUGACAAAGACGUUACUGUUUUAUAUAAUUAGUUGGAAAGUUUGGCCAACUUUGGUCGGGUUUUUGUUUGUUUUCUUUUUUGUUUUAUCUUGGCUAUGCCUACAUAAUGAAUUACAUACACCUUCUGACACCUUCAGAUAAUCAGGGGGCCUUCUACCAGUGCAGGUUGAUUCUUACCCUACAAAUGAUUGCCUCUGAUCCAUGGCUAGCCUCCAGAGAAGAGAUCCAAGCUUUGAACUGUUCAUUUAUCAACUGCCAUUGAAAAAUUAUUUUAUGAAGUAUCAGAAAUAGAAAAUUGUUCUUUGAAGAAAGCCUGUAAAUCUGAGGCUCGCCCAUGUCUCUUGCUAAGCACUGUCAAACUUUAAAGAAGAGGAAAAUAAAUCUCUGGCUGGUUGAAAAUUUUUAUGCCCCAAAUAAUAUAUUAAAGUCUACUAAGGUAACUAAGUAAUGAGUGUUUUCUCUCUUUAAUUAUGAACAAGAAGAUUUAUUUGAGGUUGUAAAAAUUAUUAUGAAACUGCAGGCCUAUUUGUUAUUUGCUAUUGAUUCGAAAUCAUGAGUCUGAUUUUUAGUCUGAGUAAGCACAUAUUUCCAAUCCUUACCUUAUGAAUUUUGAUAAGGGAAAAACUUGUUUGCAGCAGAAGGAAAAACAGAACUUUAAAUAUCCACUCUACAGAGGGGCUUCCCUCCAAUUAAACAGUCCCUCUUCUUUAGCCACCUUCACACUUAACAGAUGCCACCAUGUUUUAGAAGCAGUCACAAGAGCCCAAGGAGUAGACAGACGGUCCUCUAGGUGAAGGGCACGACUUUCUGUGUUGCACCUGCUGGUAGGGAGGCACAUUUUUGCUAACUUGAAGGGAUAAUGCUGUAUUUCAAAUAAGUGUGUGACUUAAUAUUUUGGGAUUUUUUUUUUCCUCCUUUAAAAACUGGACCUGAACACAAGCUUUGAGUUGAUAUUUGUAAUAAUCUCAGGACCUGAAAGAUUGUAGCAUUUAGUGUGUCUUAAAAAUUAUGUACUGUACCAGCCAUGGAUUUUUGUAAAUAUACCUGUCUCCCUUUUUUGUAUUAUUUUAGUAAAAAAAAUAAUAAUAAAUUUAAAUAAAAGGGGGUGGUGAUGACA
Marmota monax (woodchuck) is the source of this 18327-nucleotide messenger RNA. RefSeq names its product ubinuclein 2 (gene Ubn2). Bases 5382 to 8954 code for a protein of 1190 amino acids. The record is from RefSeq and is a predicted model, not a curated record. Lineage: Eukaryota; Metazoa; Chordata; Mammalia; Rodentia; Sciuridae. Gene Ontology annotation, cellular component: nucleus. The transcript is spliced from 18 exons.